This is a messenger RNA of Heterobasidion irregulare TC 32-1, 561 nucleotides long. RefSeq lists its product as uncharacterized. Lineage: Eukaryota; Fungi; Basidiomycota; Agaricomycetes; Russulales; Bondarzewiaceae. The record is from RefSeq and is a predicted model, not a curated record. The coding region runs from base 1 to 561 and encodes 186 amino acids. The transcript is spliced from 2 exons.
AUGUCGACGUCGAACUCCUCAGACGCCCGCGCCCAUCCUACUCCACUGGCUGACUCAGCCCACGACUUCGUCCUUGAUCGCAUUCGCGAAAAUCGGUUCGACGUCGAGUUAACGCUUGAGGUGGGGAUUUAUAUCACGAGGAUGGGGGAUGUCGAGAAGGGCAGCCGAUGGGUGGAUAAAGGGAAAUUCGUGCAGAGUAAAACGCGCCAUCGCAUCCUCCGUCGCGAUCGCAUCGCUGAUAUCGCGUUUCGCCCGGACGCAGAGCUCAACAAGCACACUGACCAUGCCGAUAACACUGUCAGGGUGUUUGUAGGAUCGGCCUGCCAAGGCGAUAAUGACAACCUCGUCAAAGUCGUUUGGUUCUUCAACUCGCCAGAUAGAGUCGACAGAUACCGCGUCGUGGGGUACUAUCCGCUGGAGGGAUACGGCCAACACCAAAUAGAUGACCUCGCCACGCUGGGGUCCUCAGAAUUCAGAAGACGCUUGGAGGGCAUAUACAGUCGCCAGAGGGAGUUCACGGGUCCUGGGCGCAGGGCUAUACUUACACCGCCAGAACUUUGA